Acanthaster planci (crown-of-thorns starfish) is the source of this 2631-nucleotide messenger RNA. RefSeq names its product cytochrome b561 family member D2 (gene cyb561d2). Gene Ontology annotation, molecular function: transmembrane monodehydroascorbate reductase activity. NCBI's taxonomy places the organism in Eukaryota, Metazoa, Echinodermata, Asteroidea, Valvatida, Acanthasteridae. The record is from RefSeq and is a predicted model, not a curated record.
ACACGAUAUGGAGGAGGAAUCCGCUGAUGCAGCGAAACCAGAUCAUUUGAAGCCAGCUUCCAAGGGGAAAAAAGGGUGUUUCCGCCGAGUUUGUUCAUUUUUCAGCAUGGCGGCACACAUUUUAGCCAUUUCCUUCGUCUCAUAUAUGAUUUAUUUGGCCUGGCCAUUUUCAAGCCUCUUUUCCUGGCAUCCUGUGCUGAUGUCAAUUGCUUUUGCUCUACUGAUGACAGAGGCCAUCCUGUUCUUCUCCCCGGACAGUAACUUGGUCCCCAAGGCUACACGCAAGAUGAAGGUGACCUAUCACUGGAUCACCAACACCACAGCUGUGUUGUGUGCCCUGGCAGGGCUGGCUAUCAUCGUGGUCAACAAGGAGCGCUACGGCAAGCCCCAUUUCACCAGCUGGCAUGGGCUGUGCGGGAUCUGCACAGUGGUCUACACCUGCCUGCAGGCCACAGCCGGCUCCACCCUCCUGUACCCUAAACUGACAGCUGGCCUGGCCAAGCCGGCUGACCUCAAGCUGUACCACGCCACUUCGGGCCUGGUGCUCUUCACACUGGCCUGCACCACGCUGACGCUGGGCCUCUUCACCAACUGGUUCUGGUCCACGGCCCAUGGGACAGCCUGGUAUUUCUGCAUCGCCACCGUCGCCUGGCUCUCACUGGUCAUUAUGAACCAGGUCACUCAAGCUUACCUGCCAAAAUCACUCAAGAAGCCCUCACAACAGUACUGAGAAACCAAGGAAAUUGUGGAAGGAUCAAUUUUCUCAGUAUUAAGCCUAUUUUCAGUCUAAAAUGGGGCAUAUUUUACUGUGGUAAUUGUCCAGAUCAUACUGCAGUUGGAAUUUACUUCUACCGGUAUAUCAGAUUAACUUAUAAAGUUUAAAGAAUGUACAUAAAUUCUCAGUAUCUUUUUACCAAGCAUAAGAUCCUGACUUCUGGGUCAGUCAUUGUCCAGAGCCUGAAGGUAAACUUGCAGUUUAUGCAUGAUAUGCUGUGCAUUCCAGUUGCAACUUGGGUAAUGUUGCUUACCUUGAUUAGCAUAAAAAGCUUUGCUUGUUUUAAACCUUAAAAGAUGUUUUGGGGUUAAACCCUUGCAUUUGUUGCAGAAAUUUUGAUCUUUUCAUUUUUGGUGUGUUGGACAGAACACAGCCAGAUUAUAUCCAUGUAUGAUCAUGACUAUAAAAAUGUUAGGUUUGAACAUAAUCCACGUGAAAUACAUAACUCUUUGUAUCAUUUAAAGAAAGCGAUCUUCAAAAUGGAAAAAACAAGAAAAGACAAGAAUGUUGUGUACAUCAGGGUAGUAAUUCAUGCUUAGAAAAAACAUACUAGUAACUUCCUUCGUGAAAUGCUGACCUAGCUUCAUGAAGUUUGCAAACAAAUUUCUUUGUUUUGCUAAUUUUGUAACCGUCAGUGAGUGCUGAUUAAAAGAAUGCGGCUGGCAAAGAGAAAUUGAAAUAUAAUUAUGGUAGUACAACAAAGAAUGAGCAGAGGAGUUAUACUUGCUUUUUAUUGUAAUUUGGGUAAUAUUUAUUUUACAAAAAUUGGAGUCUUUGAAAACCCAUCCAACGAAACCAGUAUCGUGGCAAAUAGUAAAAAGUUAUUGUCAAAUGGUACCUUGAGACAAGGCUAAGUCUCUACAUGUAGGCCUAUUAAAAAAUGUCAUAAAUUUCUACGUCAAUUAUCCUCGGGAAAUACAGUUCAAAAUAUGUGUACUGUAGUUACAAAUGUUAAAGUGUUUAUGGAUAUAUUGUGAGUUCAAGGUUUUGCUUACACAUACUGAAAAGCUUUUGGAUCUCCUUGUAAGAAAAAUACUUGAAAAGAACAGUUAAAAUAUACGAAAAAGAUGCGGACAUGUAAAACUAAAAUUUGCCAGAAUUUUAAAGACAUAAGAGAAAGACAUAAAUGAACGAGCGAUACAGGAUCACCUAAGCGUGACAUGGACAUGUAAAAGUGUAUUAAAGUUAAAAGAAAAGAACAUAACAUGCUACAGCUUGGGUUGCCGAAUCAUUUGAUAAUUCAGUAAAACAGAUUAUUCGAAUAUGGAAUAUUUAUGUAAUCAAGUAUUCUGACGGUAAAGUGAACUGAAAAUAUAAAAUGGAAAUACUCCCUUUUUGUGGUAACAUAAUCGAAAUCAUAAAUUUUGAAGGCAGCUGAUGGAUAGACACAACAAUAGGGCCAAAAAGUUUCUUCUGCACCCACUUACCGAUCGGCCCAAUUGUGAAGUCCCACUCUAACAUUUGCAUUAACAACUUAAAGACGUUCAGCUCUGUCUUCACAUAAUACUUAGAACUCAACAUUGUCCAUGUCUAAAACCCUUGUAACAUUGAUCAGGACUUUUGGGGUCUUUCAAACGGCCGCGUCCUGAAUCCGACGUUUUAAAGGCAAAGGAACCAAAGCAUUGUCACCACACCUGGUCCUAAAAAUUGCCCACCCCACUUUCUAACAUUUAUUUCAUAUGACAAACUCCUGGAUUCGCCCCUGCUGCUCCGUUUAUUUUCUGACAUCAUCAGUGCUCCAUCCUGAAUAACUUAAUUUUUGUACUCCAGGGUGGUUCAAUUUUUCGAACGAAGGGUGGAUGGAGUAGAAAGUUCAUUGCCUGCGAAGACUAAUAAAUCCUGGACGUGAAUUUGUA